UAUGUAUAUAUAUCUUCCGCCAAUCACAAAACACUCGUUACAGUCUACAUUCCCUCCAUGAUCCAUUCCUGCGGCAAACACCAUAACUCAACUGCAAACAUAGAGAAACGUACAAGAGAAUUCCAAAUUCCUGGUGGUGGGUUUUCCACCCUUUCACUCAAUGGUGGGCGUGGCUGCACAGGGUCUCAAAGCAACGCCAUUUUUCCCAUUUGAAAAGAUUUCUGCUUCCAGUUUUUCAGCCUCCAAGAACCCCAUUUCAGAUUCCAGAGGAUUUUCUUCCAAACAGAAUUCUUUUGUCAGAGGUCAAUUCCAUACCAAAUACUUUCUUCGGUUCUUCUCCAAUCGUGCUCCACAAAAUCAAGCGGGGUGUGUGGUUUCACCAAGCUGUGUCCUUCCAUUAACUGAAGAAAAUGUAGAGAAGGUUUUGGACCAAGUACGGCCUGGCUUGAUGGCUGAUGGAGGGAAUGUUGUUUUACAUGAGAUAGAUGGCCUUGUUGUGGUACUAAAGCUUCAAGGUGCUUGUGGGUCAUGUCCAAGCUCAACUAUGACACUAAAGAUGGGAAUUGAAACCCGGCUUCGAGAUAAAAUACCAGAAAUUAUGGCUGUGGAGCAGAUCCUGGACACGGAGACUGGACUUGAGCUUAAUGAGGAGAACGUUGAAAAGGUUCUUGCUGAGAUUAGGCCAUACCUAGCGGGUACAGGAGGUGGAAUUCUUGAGCUUGUUCAGAUCAAUGACUAUGUUGUCAAAGUUCGGCUAAGUGGACCUGCAGCUGGAGUUAUGACAGUUCGUGUCGCUCUAACACAAAAAUUGAGGGAAAAGAUACCUGCCAUUGCGGCUGUGCAGCUGAUAGAAUGAAAUGUACACUGAAAAAACAUUGUCCAUUAAAUCUGGAGUUUUCCAUUUCCUAGUUUUUAAGAUCAAAAUUGGUCAACUGGGAAAUAUGGAGUUUCCUUGUAAUAUCUGAUCAAUAUAUGCCUUCCAUGUACUUCAGGAGAUAAGAAAAUGAGAUAGGUGGUAUGAAUUAUUACUU
This is a messenger RNA of Corylus avellana, 1031 nucleotides long. RefSeq names its product NFU domain protein 3 (gene NFU3). Lineage: Eukaryota; Viridiplantae; Streptophyta; Magnoliopsida; Fagales; Betulaceae. Gene Ontology annotation, cellular component: chloroplast stroma; mitochondrion. Gene Ontology annotation, biological process: iron-sulfur cluster assembly. Gene Ontology annotation, molecular function: iron-sulfur cluster binding; iron ion binding. The record is from RefSeq and is a predicted model, not a curated record.